Messenger RNA from Sclerotinia sclerotiorum 1980 UF-70, 1584 nucleotides. RefSeq lists its product with no specific name. The record is from RefSeq and is a predicted model, not a curated record. NCBI's taxonomy places the organism in Eukaryota, Fungi, Ascomycota, Leotiomycetes, Helotiales, Sclerotiniaceae. The transcript has 2 exons. Bases 1 to 1584 code for a protein of 527 amino acids.
AUGAAAUUUUUACGACCAGCUGCUUUGUCUCUCCUUUCUGGGAUCGGGGCUGCAUCUUCGAAUACUAAUUGCUCGCCUGUCACGACUACUGUCUAUCAGCCCACUACUAUAACUGUCAAAGAACCUUCGGUCGUAACUUCUACCGUCACUCUUGGAGAUUACGGAGAGAGGUUCGGAACAACGGUAUAUCAGACAGUCACACUUGAGGGCGGAGCUACUGCCAUACCAAUUACUAUCACAGCACCUGCUCAAACCAUCACGGUCAACAAUAUAGGGACAGUAAUUGAAGGGGCUUCCGGAUCUAGUUCAUCAUCUUUGAAGUUUUUUAAGACUUCUACCCCUAUUCUCAGUGGAACAGUAUCGCUUCCAGGAGCACAGAUUACAUCUCUGCCCUCAGCUGACGCGAUUGGAGCAGUUACACAGGUGAACGUGAUAUCAGGGGUAUCCACAGUCCAGGUUUGCCCUACCGGUGCGUCAACUUAUGAAUGCACGGAGGUUGUUUACGGUUCAGAUGGAGAAAUCAUUGUGGUUCAGGUCAUCACUGUUGAUGUCACAAUAGAUGUUUAUGGUGAGGCUAGCACUGUAACAAUAACCAAGAUCGCAAGCGCCACUUCGACUCCUAGCUUACCACCUACACAUUCGGAAAGUCUAGUUAGAACUAAGACCCGUGAGCCAUCAUUUACCAGUAAACCUACCGCGGCACCUUACUCUUAUAGAAAUGGAAGUCACCUUAUCUACCCAACAGGCAGUAUCAGAACAGGAGCUAGCGGCUCACACAAACCCACUGGAACCGGAAAGCCAUUGAAGCCAAUACACGUCGUCUCAGUUGGUCAAAACGGUACUCUCUCCUUCUCGCCCCAAUAUAUUGAUGCGAAGAAAGGAGAUACUGUACGAUUUAAGUUCUACCCCACAAAUCACACUGUCACUUCUUGUGAUGUCACGGCCCCUUGCGUUAUGAAUGGUGUCGAAUGUGAGUCAGGCAUGGUAUUUGCCAUCAACCCUAAGUCGGGGACGCAAUAUGACGAAUUCAUAUCUGCUGCCAAAAGCAAGAAGACUACCACAAGCCAUGCACCAACCGGCACAUCAUAUUCAACCGGCAAGAUUAGAGGAACGGGCAGCGGCCGUCCCACAUCCACGCAUUCUGACUUGGGCAUUAGCGGCUCUGGUUCACCAAAGGUACCUUUUCCUACUGGUGGAUCGAAUACAACUACCAGCAGUGGAACUAGACUGCAUCACACCGAGACAGGAACAGGAUUGGCACAUUCAUCAAGCGCUCUCAAGCCAUCCGGCAGCUUUAAGCCAUCAUACAGCAUCCGCAGCUCCGGCUUCCCACACUCGUCAGAUUCCUUCAGACCAACUGGAAGCAUUGACGGUAGUGGCCAUGUAUUUCCAGCCAGUAGCGUAAGAACAACUUCCGUCUUGAGCAGCUCUUCUUCUACCACUAGCAGUCCUAGCUCAUCUUCACACUCGACCACUAGCAGUACUAGCUCCAUCGUCACCACUAUCUCUUCCAUCAACGAUUAUGUUGCUUAUAGCUUCCCUACUCCCGUCGUUUCAUAUGUCGCACAAAGCUAUCGAACAUAG